Phodopus roborovskii (desert hamster) is the source of this 2676-nucleotide messenger RNA. It is a transcript of the gene Ncaph, whose product is annotated as non-SMC condensin I complex subunit H. Gene Ontology annotation, cellular component: condensin complex. Gene Ontology annotation, molecular function: chromatin binding. The record is from RefSeq and is a predicted model, not a curated record. The transcript is spliced from 18 exons. Lineage: Eukaryota; Metazoa; Chordata; Mammalia; Rodentia; Cricetidae. Gene Ontology annotation, biological process: mitotic chromosome condensation. The coding region runs from base 111 to 2303 and encodes 730 amino acids.
GUCACGCGGCAGUUAGCGCGCUUCCACGCUUGGCGGUCGCAAUUUAAAACCAAUUCCGGAGAUCUGGAGAGCUAAGAUGAGAACUCCACUUCUAAGUGAGCUCGAAAACAAUGAACAACUCUUCUCCAAAGAUCAAUGGACACCAGCAUGGUGUUUCAUCACCUUUGGAACGGGUGCUGUCAAUGCCCCGGCCUGGGAAGGCCCCUCUCAGUACUCCUAACACCCCAGUCCUUGAAGACUUUCCUCAGAAUGACGAUGAAAAGGAGCGGAUGCAGCGGAGACGCUCCAGAGUCUUUGACCUGCAGUUCAGUACAGACUCAUCUCAUGUGCUCGCCUCCCCUAACAGGAAUAUUGAUGUUUCAACUACCAUAUCUAAGUUUACAAACACACAGAUUACAGAACAUUACUCUACCUGUAUCAAGCUGUCUACUGAAAACAAAAUCACUACUAAGAAUGCUUUUGGCUUGCAUUUGAUUGAUUUCAUGUCAGAGAUUCUUAAGCAGAAGGACACAGAACCAACCAACUUUAAAGUGGCUGCUGGCACCUUGGAUGCCAGCACCAAGAUCUAUGCUGUUCGUGUGGAUGCUGUCCAUGCUGAUGUAUACAGAGUCCUUGGAGGGCUGGGUAAGGACCCACCAUCUCAAGAAGAAGUGGAGAGCCAUGGCACAGAUGGAAGUGCUGUUGAACCAGGAACAACCAAAAAGGCUGCAAAGCCAAAGAAGAAGACGUCCUGCAAAACCAUUGAGCAGAAUCUAAGCAACAUCAAUGUCUCCGAAGCAGAUCGGAAGUGUGAGGUGGAUCCUAUGUUUCAGAAGACCGCGGCCUCAUUUGAUGAGUGCAGCACAGCUGGGGUAUUUCUCUCCACCCUUCACUGCCAGGACUAUAGAAGCGAGCUGCUUUUCCCUUCUGACAUGCAGACUCUCUCCUCGGGAGAACCUCUGGAAUUGCCAGAUUUAGGUUGUGUAGACAUGACAGAUUUAAAAGAGCCCUUGCAGCAGUGUGUGGAAGACCGCCAGCUCUGCCCUUCUCUGGCCGGGUUCCAGUUUACUAAAUGGGACAGUGAAACGCAUAAUGAGUCUGUCUCGGCCCUGAUGGACAAGUUUAAGAAGAACGAUCAGGUAUUUGACAUCAACGCUGAAGUUGAAGACAGUGAUGAUGGGGGCAUCCCUGAUGGGCCCCUGAUGGAAGACUUUGAUGACAAUGAUGAGCCAGACCCUUCUGCAGCUGGGGAUCAUGAAGAGUUGGGGAGCUGGAAGGAGCUCAGCAAGGUCCAAAGCAGCCAGGAAGAAAUUAUUUCCCUCAGGGACAGAGACAUCCAAACCAUGUGCUCCUUUUUAUCCAUGAAACCUGGAGAAUACUCCUAUUUCAGUCCCCGGACCAUGAAGAUGUGGGCUGGCCCAGAUCACUGGCGCUUUCGGCCUCGACCCAAACAAGAUACUGCCUCCCACAUGGAGAACAAAAAGAAGAGUGCAAAGAAAGACUUUGAAAUUAAUUUUGACGAUGAUAUUGAUUUUGAUGCAUAUUUUCAGAAAACAAAGGCUGCUACCACUCUGACAAAGUCCACUUUGGAGAACCAGAAUUGGAAAGUCACCACUCUUCCCACAGAUUUCCACUAUGAAAAGGAUGCUCUCGUCCAGCUCCACCUCAAGCCAGGCAUAAGGUUACUUAAGAUGGGCCAGGACCAGAAGGCGAAGACUGAGCACUAUGAGGAAAUUGAAGACUAUGAUUACAACAACCCUAACGAUACCUCCAACUUUUGCCCUGGACUUCAGGCUGCUGACAGUGAUGAUGAAGAGUCAGAUGAGUUAUUUUCGGGACCAAUUGGGACCUUUGACCUCGAAUCUGAUCCUUGCUCUACGCCAAAGACAGCACAGGAGAAUGGUCACUUGUCUUCUGAAAGCCAAGGAGUAGACAUCACAACUUACGGAGAGUCGAACUUGGUGCCUGAGCCUCAGAAGGUGAAUAAAAUAGAAAUUCAUUAUGCCAAAACUGCCAAAAAGAUGGACAUGAAGAAACUGAAGCAGAACAUGUGGAGUCUGCUGACAGAGUUUCCUAGAAAGGAGGCUGACAUAGAGGCAAACCACAGAGUCAAUGGAAAAGAAGGGGACCCCGAGCAAGUGACUGACGAGAAGAUGCUCAGUGGGCUCACGAAGGACCUGCAGAAGAGGCUGCCCCCGCUCAUGGCUCAGAACCUCUCCAUACCUCUGGCUUUUGCCUGUCUCCUGCAUUUAGCCAAUGAAAAGAAUCUGAAGCUAGAAGGCACUGAGGAUCUGUCUGAUGUUCUUGUGAUGCAAGGAGACUGAGGCCACCUGAGACGGCUGUGGUGGGAGACCCUGCGUUCCAGCGGCACUGGAGAGACAUGCUGGGGUGGUGUGGCUGUGGCCAACUACCACAGUGCUGUUGCUCUCCCCCUCUUGCCACCUCGGUCUGGAUGCCACACUGCAGCUCCAUGCCAUGGAAGUUCCCACAUGGUGCCCAUCCACCUGCAUAGGGGCCUCAUUGGUCUGGAGUAUAAAGUCCUCUGUUCUUUAUAUCCAUGUGCUUCUGGUCACUAGAAUCCACUUUCUGCUCUGUACUGAUGUAGAGAAUAGUUUCUCAGCAGCUUCCUACUGCUUUUAAAGAGUUCUCUGUUCCAUGUACAUAACAUUCAUCAUUUGUAAACUUAAUUGUAUAAUA